CUCACGCAAUACUUUCCAGGGUUCAGAGGUCACGCCGUGGGCUGUGGCAAACCGGCUGAGGCAGCCUCUGGCCACAGGAGUCCGAGCUCGCUCUCCUUCGCCCCACCGCCACCCGGAGACCGCACCCAGCGCCCUUCCGUGAGCUUCCCAGCUUCUUCUCCCGGAGGAGCUCCGUCCGAGACUUCCUUGAGAAAGCCAUCAUCAUGCCCCACCUCCGAGCUCACGAAGUCCAGCAGCUGCUGCAUAACAAGUUCGUCGUCAUUCUGGGGGACUCCAUCCAGCGCGCCGUGUACAAGGACCUGGUGCUCCUGCUCCAGAAGGACUGCCUGCUGUCUUCCAGCCAGCUGAAGAGCAAGGGUGAGCUGAGCUUCGAACACGACGUGCUCCUGGAGGGCGGGAGGUGGGGACCCAUGCACAACGGGACCCACUACCGCGAGGUGCGCCAGUUCUGCUCGGGCCACCAUCUGGUGCGCUUCUACUUCCUCACGCGCGUCUACUCGCCUUACGUCGAGGACAUCCUGCAGCAGCUGCGUUGGGGCGACUACGCCCCGGACCUGGUAGUCAUGAACUCGUGCCUCUGGGACCUGUCCAGGUACGGGCACAACUUCCGCAGGAGCUACCGAGAGGACCUGGAGAGGCUGUUCCGACGGCUGGAUCAGGUGCUGCCAGCCUCCUGCCUCCUGGUGUGGAAUACCACCAUGCCCGUGGCCGAGGUCAUAUCCGGGGGCUUCGUGCUGCCUGAUGCGCCCCCCUGCCCAUCACGCAUGCGGGAAGAUGUGAUCGAGGCCAACUUCUACAGCUCGGCCGAGGCGGUGAGGCGUGGCUUCGACGUGCUCGACCUCCAUUUCCACUUCCGCCACGCGGGGCAGCACCGGCUGAGUGACGGCGUGCACUGGGACGAGCGUGCCCACCGCUACCUCACGCAGCUGCUGCUGGCGCACGUGGCCGACGCCUGGGGCGUGGUCCUCCCCGCGCACAACUCCGUGGGCAGGUGGAUCAGGGACGUGCCAGCCGAAGGACAGCCAGACCGGGCAGACAGAAGGGCAGAGAGAAGGCAGCCUCGAGACCACCGUAGAUGGGAGCAGCGCGAACCCCCCGUGUCCCGGCGUUCUUCCUCUCCCAGGUACCACCGCCACCGCCACAGCUCCUGGAGAGCAUCCUCUCACACCGGAUACCUGCUGAGCCGCAGAGACGACCCCAGGCCCUCUCCAUCCUCCCAGCAGCGGCCGUUCCACAGAGAUUCCCGGAGGCACAGGUAUGGGUGUGGCAGGGAAAGCGACUCUGCAGAUCGUGAACCGAGGCCCGGCCCCAUCCGCAGAAUCUAUACCCAUCACCAAAACAGAGAGUCUUCCCCUUACCCUUCCCGACACCACAGAGAGCCACACAGAUCCCAUCGAAGGCACAGCCAUCGACGGACCUAAGCACAUGCAGAGAGGCAAGGUCUCCAAAGCUAGACCCAGGUUUGUCUGCCAGCAGGGGCCUUAAAGCUACCUGAUUCUGUAACAUGGCCUUCAACAUCCUUUACCUGAAGGCAAUUUAGUUUUCUUGGCCAUUUCUUGCUUCUUGAGGAGGAAGCCCAGAUCUGGAAUACCUCACCAUGCACUUACACCUGUUAGCAUUUGUUUGGAACUAGUCCGCAUGAAAAAGCACCCCUCUCAUUAGAAAGAGAGAAGGCAUAGACAUGGAUUAAAUCUCAAAGCACUAAUCUCUGUUGACAUUUUUCCUUGAGCAAAAGUAAAGAUGUUGAUUCAAAACUCCAUGGACUUCAUCCUUACCAUUGGUUCCAGCGUGUGUUAAUAGAACUUGAUCUCCAGACAUUCACAGUAAGUUGUAUUGGAGAUUCUGUGGUUGCAUCUGUCAGUUUGAAAAAUAGCACUGUCCUUUAAAAAUUAAUGUAUAUAUGAGAUCUGUUUGCUAAAAUAUUAUAUAAUCUCUUUUUUAAGUUCAUCAAAUGCCUAACAUCUUUUGUUCUGUAGUUUUCUUUCUCAAAAGUUCCAUACAUUCAUAGGAAUGUAUUUUGGAGACUGUAUUCUUCUGCGUCCCCUAUUGCCCACUCAUUCUCCUCCCCAUUCAACAACUUUCCCCCAAAUAGUCCCACGCCUACAUUCCUGUCGUUCUGUUUUAUUUUGUUUGUGAUGUUUGCUUGCUUACAGCAGGUGUUCUAGGACAGUUUUGGGUUUUCCAUAAACUGGCAUGGGAAAUACAGAGAGGUUUCAGGCAAACUCUGUGAAUCCACGUAGCCAGCCUCUCCAUUGCCAUCGUCACACCCCACAUGGCCGUCUCUUGUAAUUGGUGAAUUUAUGUCACGAAGUCAUUAUCGCUCCAACUCUGUCCGCUUUAGCGUUUGGUCUUGGUCAUGUGCAGCCCUUAGGUCUGGGCAAAUAUUUCCUGUGUCCACUAUGAUAAUCACUGUCUUUAAAAAAAUAAAUCAUUUCACUCUAUCUUAUCAUUCCUUCUUCCAAAUCUCUGGGAACCAAGGAUCCACAACUGUUUCCAUAAUUAUGUACAUAGACUGUUUCAUCGAUUCAUACGGGAUAUAACCUUUCUGGUUGGCAUAUUUGACAUAGUAAUGUGUAUGUAUGUUUCCCACAUGUCUUUU
This is a messenger RNA of Peromyscus maniculatus bairdii (prairie deer mouse), 2599 nucleotides long. Lineage: Eukaryota; Metazoa; Chordata; Mammalia; Rodentia; Cricetidae. The record is from RefSeq and is a predicted model, not a curated record.